AUGAAUGCUACUCAUGCUGCAAACACAAAGCAAACUCUUGAGUGGAAAAAGCCUCUAAAUAAGCCUCAACCUGGUUCAUUCUUUUUGUCUAAAGUACAAUCACAAUAUACAUCGUCAGUGAAAACAAUGUCAUCUAUGUUAGCCAUGCAUAUUGAGUUGUGUUGCUUUUUGGCGUUUUCUACUCUUGUAGGAUUGUUCUUUCUUUCUUUAUUCUUCGUACCUUCAAAGAAGAAUCAGGUUUACCCAAAAUCGUAUCCUCUAAUUGGCUGCUCGUUGGAAUUCAUAAGAAAUCGCGCGCGAAUUAUCCAGUGGACUAGUGAAAUAUUCGACAAGUUAUCUUCCUCCACAUAUACACUUGAACUUCCAUUAGGAAGACAUGUCGUAUGCACUAAAGACCCUUCCAAUGUCAAGCAUAUUCUAAAGACGCGCUUCAAUAACUACCAUAAAGAGAGAAAGGUCAUAGAAGCAUUUUCAGAUUUAUUCGGGAAGGCCCUUUUCCUCUCCGAUGGCUCGGAGUGGAAGUCACAAAGACAAUCUUUUCAGCAUGAUUUUGAUCCUAAAGAGUUUCACGCUUAUACAUCUGUAGUGGAGGAAGAGCUCUCGGGUCGUCUUGUCCCCUUUUUAAGUAAUGCAGAAAAAACUGCAUCUACAGUUGAUCUCCAGGAUACACUUUGUCGAUUUACAUUUGAUUCAGUAUGUCAAAUAGGGUUUGGAUUCGAUCCGAAGUAUUUAUUAUCUUCUCUCCCACCAACCCCUUUUGCUGACACUUAUAGAAGUGCGGCGAAGUUGAGCAUUUUAAGGUACACCACCUUACCCCUUAUAUGGAAAGCUAAAAAGUUCUUCAACAUGAAGUCUGAGAAAAGACUCGCGCACAUGGUUGAUGAACUUCACAACUUCUUGGGUAAUAUUAUUGCGAAAAAGAAGGAAAGGUUGUUAGCGAGGGAGGAUUUGGAGGACAAGGACGUGUUGGCAAAAAUUUUGAGAAGGGCAAAGGGUGAACAACUAGAUGAUACCUUUCUCAUUCAUACAGCUGUUAACUUUAUCAUGGGAGGACACGAUGCAAUGUGUCCGGCUUUAGCAUGGUUUUUUGGGUUGGUCUCAAGUAAUCCGAAUGUGGAAAAAGUGAUUGUGAGAGAAAUUAGAGAGAAGGAUGGACGUCUGAGCGACAUGGUUUACAUGCAUGCUUCUAUAUAUGAGAGCUUGAGACUCUUCCCGCCCUUCCCAGCUGACUCGAAAGAAGCAGUGGAAGACGAUGUUUGGCCUGAUGGGACAAAAGUGAAAAAGGGGACCUCCAUAUUCUACCACAUAUUCGCUAUGGGUAGGUCACCAGAAUUGUGGGGACCAGAUUGGCCUGCUUUUAGUCCAGAAAGAUGGUUGGAGAGAAGAAGUGGUAGCAGUGAUGAAUGGAAUUUCAUCGCGAGGGAUCCUUUCAUGUAUCCAGUGUUUCAUGCAGGGCCAAGGACUUGUUUAGGAAAAGAAAUCGCGGUUGUUAUCAUGAAAAUGGUGGCUGCCACCAUCCUAAAGCGCUUCCAAGUCAUUCCGGCUCAGGACAAUUUAUCUCAAAACUCUGAUGCAUUCGUCACAUCAAGGAUGAAACAUGGUUUUCCCGUAAGAAUCAUAGAGCGUCAUUGA
This is a messenger RNA of Capsicum annuum, 1632 nucleotides long. Its product is annotated as cytochrome P450 94A1-like. The coding region runs from base 1 to 1632 and encodes 543 amino acids. The record is from RefSeq and is a predicted model, not a curated record. Lineage: Eukaryota; Viridiplantae; Streptophyta; Magnoliopsida; Solanales; Solanaceae. The transcript has a single exon. Gene Ontology annotation, molecular function: heme binding; iron ion binding; monooxygenase activity.